AUAUAUCRAAUUUGAAAUGGGGAACCGUCUGUGAUGACUACUGGGAUGUGAAUGACGCCAAAGUUGCAUGUAGACAACUUGGAUUYACCAAACCUAUAGGAAUUUGGCGCCUUGRACGAGGGACGGGACCAGUCUGGCUAGAUAAYGUGGCAURUACAGGUACAGAGRCCUCACUUCCGUCCUGUCGUCACAAUGGAUGGGGAAUCCAUAACUGUGGCAGCCACACUGAKGAUGCUGGUGUUGUCUUUUUUGGUUAUGCCUGUGAUACACAUUUUAUACCAGAUUUUUUUAGCUCUACCAAUCUCUCGAAUAGUCAAUGGGGAACGGUCUGUGAUGAUAACUGGCGUAUGGAAGAUGCCAAAGUUGCAUGUCGCCAACUUGGUUUCACAAAAGCUUUAGGACUUUGGUGGUAUGGAAGAGGGAAGGGACCGGUCUGGCUAGAUGAAAUGGCAUGUACAGGUACAGAGCCCUCACUUCAAAGCUGUUCUCACAGAGGAUGGGGAGUUGUUAGCUCUAACUGCGACCACACUCAGGAUGCUGRUGGAACAGUGUGUCAAGAUGACUGRGCCAUGGAGGAAUGCARGGUUGCUUGUCGACAACUUGGUUUCACCAAAGUUGUGGGUCAAUGGGGAACAGUGUGUCAUGAUSGCUGGUAURUGGAGGAAGCCAAAGUUGCUUGUCGACAACUUGGUUUUACCAAAACUAUAGGRGUUUGGCACUAUGGACGAGGAAAGGGACCAGUCUGGCUAGAUAACAUGGCAUGUACWGGUACAGAGACCUCACUUCAGGCCUGUCGUCACRAUGGAUGGGGARUYCAUAACUGUGGCAGCCACACUGAUGAUGCUGGUGUUKUGUUUUUUGGUUAUGSCUGUGAUACACWUUCUAUACUAGAUUUUKUAUUAGGAACAUUCACGCAUAAUGUUACCGCUUGYUUGCAGUUAGACUUUUUGAUGCUAUUCAAUACCGCUUCUUUCGGUACAUAUAAAAAUUGCUGGUAUAUUAGAUUUUCGUUUACACCUCCAAUCAACUCUACCAAUCUCUCGAAUAGUCAAUGGGGAACGGUCUGUGAUGAUAACUGGCGUAUGGAGGAUGCCAAAGUUGCAUGUCGCCAACUUGGUUUCACCAAAGCUUUARGACUUUGGUGGUAUGGAAGAGGGAAGGGACCGGUCUGGCUAGAUGAAAUGGCAUGUACAGGUACAGAGCCCWCRCUUCAAAGCUGUUCUCACAGAGGAUGGGGAGUUGUUAGCUCUAACUGCGACCACACUCAGGAUGCUGGUGCGAUAUGGGUUUAA
This is a messenger RNA of Actinia tenebrosa (Australian red waratah sea anemone), 1292 nucleotides long. Its product is annotated as neurotrypsin-like. Gene Ontology annotation, biological process: cell-cell junction maintenance. Gene Ontology annotation, cellular component: membrane. The record is from RefSeq and is a predicted model, not a curated record. Lineage: Eukaryota; Metazoa; Cnidaria; Anthozoa; Actiniaria; Actiniidae.